This is a messenger RNA of Cryptomeria japonica (Japanese cedar), 1180 nucleotides long. RefSeq names its product acid phosphatase 1. Bases 101 to 835 code for a protein of 244 amino acids. The transcript has 3 exons. The record is from RefSeq and is a predicted model, not a curated record. NCBI's taxonomy places the organism in Eukaryota, Viridiplantae, Streptophyta, Pinopsida, Cupressales, Cupressaceae. Gene Ontology annotation, molecular function: acid phosphatase activity.
UUGAUCGUAAGCUUUCUGUGGAUAGUGUUAAGCUUUCCCAGCCUUUAUAUCAGACCAAAUGCAAAUGUGAGCAGGCAAAGAGAUAGUUGCAUUGAGUUCCAUGGGCAAAGGAAGCUUUCUCCCUUUCAUUCUCAUCCUCCUCCUUGUUGGGUUGGGAGAAAAGGCCUAUGCGGGUAGGCACUCGGUUAAUGCGUGUGCUAGUUGGAGAACCAGCGUGGAGAGUGGCAAUGCCAGGGGUUGGGAUGUGGUGCCUGCACCCUGCGUCUCCAACGUGGGUAAAUACAUGGAAAGGGGGCAAUACCAACUCGAUUUCAAAAUAGCCGUUAAAGAAAGCCUGGCUUAUCUUAAUGAUUUGGAGUUGGUAGGCGAUGGCAAGGAUGCUUGGGUUUUUGACAUCGACGACACAACAUUAUCAUGUCUGCCCUACUACAGAACCCAGCAAUAUGGGGGAGCGGUUUUCAAUAAUACGUCGUUCAACGAAUGGGUAGAUGAAGGAACGGCCCCUGCGUUGCCGUCAUCGUUGCAGUUGUUCAAGGCUUUGUUAAAGAAAGGCGUCAAAGUGUUCUUCAUCACCGGAAGAGACGAUGAAUAUCGUGAGCUCACAACGAAGAACCUUAUGACACAAGGUUACAUAGGAUUUGCGGGCUUAAUCAUGAGGGGCGACAGCGAGAAGGGAACGAAAGCAGUGGUGUACAAAUCGGAGAAAAGGGGGGAGCUUGUGAAGAAAGGGUAUCGGAUCUGGGGAAAUUGUGGAGACCAGUGGAGUGACAUAACUGGAAAUCAUGUGGGCUCUCGCACUUUUAAGAUUCCAAAUCCCAUGUAUUAUAUCGGCUAGACCUGAACCUACAAGUCUCUUGAUUGAAUCCAAUUACAAAGAGAUUUCAAACUAUUUCGGUGGUUAUUUUAUUUCGGGUAUUAUGCACUAAAACUGUUUCAGUUUUUUGUCUUUCGUUUCUAAUAAUGCAAGUUUCUAGACGUCUUGGAAUGUAUUCUGAGACCUUAAUAUAGUGAGUAAUUAUUAUUCAUGCAUUAUCAGUUAUUCCGAUCUUUUAUAGUGUGAAAAAGUUAAUCUGAUCCGGGAUCAUGUGAUCAAGAAGCUCUUGAUUCUUAAUCAUUAGAUCAAGAAGCUCUUGUAAUCUUUUGAGUCAAAAUAAUAAUUUAUCUAUGUUUCAAUUUUGUA